Messenger RNA from Diuraphis noxia (Russian wheat aphid), 1808 nucleotides. RefSeq names its product UDP-glucosyltransferase 2-like. The record is from RefSeq and is a predicted model, not a curated record. NCBI's taxonomy places the organism in Eukaryota, Metazoa, Arthropoda, Insecta, Hemiptera, Aphididae. Gene Ontology annotation, molecular function: UDP-glycosyltransferase activity.
GGCAUACUGGUAUAUUGUGAUUAUUUGUUUAACUAUUUCUAGUUUGCUAGUUUGGAUGAACUUUGAGUUUAAUACAUWUAUCUUUUCUACUAUGAUAAAACCCUUAAACUUGUUAGCAAACAUAACAAUGAUAAGAUACAACUGAUAUUAUAUUCAUGAACUAGGUACUACAAAAAACGUAGUUCGUACUACUAACAGGCAGAGUGCAGUUACAUCGCAUGUGUACGAAACCCGUACAACUUUAUGUCCGCGAUUUUCUCUGUAGUGCCCAGUCCCGUGUAGUAGUUCAUGAUUAUAAUUUAUAUUGGAUCGUGAUUUAGUAUAUACCCAAUAAAUGAAAUAUUUCAUUAAUAAGAGAAAAAUGAAUKACCUUUGAAAUCCAUCACUCUCCAUUUUGGAAAAUUCUGAAGUUGUUUAUGUUCUUAUACUCAUCAAUGUCAGUAUCAUUUUUUAAGACUAUCAUGUGUUCCGGAGCAAUCCGUUUGGCCAUCGUCGUGUGGUCGAUAAGCUGCAUGUCGACAACCACGGGUCACCGGAUAUUGGCUUGUGAGCCAUGCCCCGGACAUAGCCAUUGGAACGUUAUGUCGGCGGUGUUGGAGAGCUUGGUGUCCGCCGGGCACGAGGUGGUGUGCGUUACCAUGCACCCAGCAACUGACAGGUUGGCCGCGCAUCCCAACUACACGCACGUAGACAUCGUGGUAUUCGUGAACACGCAUCACUCGGUGGAACCGGGUCGGCCGAUGGGACCAAACGUCCAUGAAAUCGGAGGCAUUCAUCUCACCCGGCCACUCGCUCCGAUUCCCCCAGAUUUAGUAGAUGUAAUGGACAAGAGUYAUGAAUUCGGCGUCAUUGUAUUUUCUUUGGGUUCUUUGAUCUCCAUGAAAACACUACCCGRUAAUCUAUUAGAUGCAUUUAAAAUCGUGUUUAGCCGACUWCCCCAAACGGUUAUUUGGAAGUACGAGAACGAUCACAUGCCCGACAAGCCAGAAAAUGUGGUGUUGUGUAAAUGGUUACCGCAACGUGCAAUAUUACGUGAGUUAAAUAAAUACAUUUUAGAGUCAUUCAUAUGCGUAAUACUGGACCUCGGUACAGCUUUGUCUAUUAAAAUCAAUAACUUGACUCAAACAACAUUAACUGAAGUCAUUAACCGAUUAAUUAAAGACCGAAGUUUUUCAGAAAACGCCAAACGGGUUGCGUCAUUGUUUCGAGACCGCCCCAUGACGCCCUCCGAGUCAGUCGUAUACUGGGUCGAUUAUUUGAUUCGACAUGGUAUGGAAAGCAACAUUAGGCCAUCGUCGGCCGAUGCAUCGUGGACUAGUUAUUUCAUGUUUGACAUGKGURUUGCACUACUGGUGGUAUUGAUGAUGCUAUGGUUCAUCACGCGUCUCAUCCUGAAACUGGUGCUCAAAAAAUUCAUUCUGUCCAAUGUUAAAUGACGCAUAAUUUUACAAAAAUAUGUGUACACAAUGGAAUGGCGAAGGGGUAAUCGAUUGGAUGAUGCCUUAUGCCUAUGCGAUUUUGGGAGGUUGUAGAGAUAUGUGGGUGGUUACCCAUCUUCUAAUUUAGCAUUAACCAAUAGGUAGGUAUUUUAGUAUAUACCAAAGCAAGAAUUUAAAAAUAUAAGAUUAAAUGCAUAUAUCGACCAUUGGCUGAGUAGGUGUAGGUUAACCUUUACGUACAAUUUAUGUGUUGUCAAAGUUCACAAUAAAGAUCACAAUACGUCAAUACAUACGAAUGUACUAAAUAAAUAUAUUUAAUGCCAAUGAAAACUAUUGUGAUAUAUUUAAUAUUUCCAGACAUGGUCGAUA